Molecule: messenger RNA, 264 nt
Organism: Miscanthus lutarioriparius
Lineage: Eukaryota; Viridiplantae; Streptophyta; Magnoliopsida; Poales; Poaceae
Source: the annotation of a GenBank genome assembly
AUGGAUCCCAACACCAAGCUCAUCCUCGACGAGCUCAAGUCCGUUCAGAUGAACCUCACCAACCGCAUCGUCGCGGAGGAGACCUCCAUUGGUGCGUGUGUUGGUUCUCUGGAGGACGCCACCAAGGUGUUCGACGCAUGGAAGCCGAAGAUGGACGCGACCAUGGAGGAGCUGCGCUCUGAGGUGGGCGCGAUCCGGAAGACGGACGAGAAGGUCAAAGCGCUGCUCGAGGAGAUGACCGCGCUGCGCAAGUCCAUGAGCUAA